AGGCGUUGGAGUGGGGGCAUCAGGGCGAGGCAAAACCUCAGAGCGCAUGCGCUGGAGAGAAGGUGCUACCAACGUCAAUACACAGUGACACUCGUGCAUUUCAAUAUUGUCACAUUUUGUGAUCUCUCAAUCAAACGGUCCAUUGUUAAAUCUAGCAAAUGUGAUUUUGUGAGCUAGGAAAGAUGAUGAUAAUUGAAAGAACAUACUACAUCAUAAUCUUACUACGACAGAAACUAAUGUUAUAAUAUUAUUUUUGGGUCUGUACCAUUGGUUGUUCUGUUCCUCUGUGAUUCAUAUUUGUUUUCGUAAUGGCUGCCUACGUAGUAACCUUAUCGUUCGAGUACUUGUUAUAAAAAGCUUCGUAAUUGUGUACCCAACGGUCAUUCCAGUUCUUCCAGUUGUUUCAAGAGUAAUAGAAUAUUCUAGUGUAAUUGGAAAAUUUGUGAAACUUGUGUCGCCAUGGAUCUGAAGGCUGUGACACAUGUUGAUGGCUAUGAAGAGUUUGUAAAAACUGUGGCCGAAUUAGAAAAUAAUAAUAAACCAAUUUUUAUACUCUUUAGCGGCUCUUUAGAUGAGAGUGGAGAGAACUGGUGUCCUGAUUGUAGAGAAGCUGAACCUGUUAUUCAAGAAGCUCUUGCAUCAUUACCUGAGAAUGCUCAAUUUCUUCAUGUUGGUGUAGGACCCAGAGAUGAAUGGAGAGACCAAAAUAAUCCUUUCAGAAAACAAUGUAAUUUGAAAUUAAAAUGUGUUCCAACACUUAUGCGAUGGAAGGCACCAGAACGGUUAGAAGAGGCUGAAUGCAAAAAAAUUGACUUGGUGAAAAUGCUUUUUGAAGAAGAGGAUUGAAGAAUCUUUAAAAAGUUUUUACUGUAUUCUUCCUCAAAUGACAAUACUGUGUGACAUGUGCAUAUCAUUAGAGUUAAAUUCCAACCAAGAUUUUCAUUCCUGAAGUAAAAUGUUAUCUCGUGAAUGUACAUUGUUGAAAAGAUUCCUGCUAUAUCUGCAUUACAGGAAUCUGAGCUUGUGUAAUUUUGAAAAAAUGUGUAUUAAAAUUAUUUUUGCCAUUUUCAUUCUUUUGUAUUCCUGCAUGAACAUAUUGUAAAUAAAAUGCAUUAUUGCAUUUUUUUUAUAAAAAAUCAUGUUUUGUGGAAAUUUAACAUUUGAAGAAAUUUCGUAAAUUGUAAAAUAAUAAUUUAUUAAUUUUCAAUGUCAAUGUGUCUUCAAAAUGUGAGUAGGCUGUGAUCCCAUAAAUAACAUUAAGUUAUUUUUAUUGAAGCCAUAUAUAUCUACUCAUUUUGAUGGCUGCCACCUAGCUGUAACCUCCAUGUUUUGCCUUUGACCAUUUGUGAACAUUCAUGGGAGAUCCACGUUGCUUGAGCAAGACCCACUGAGGAUGGGAAAAGUGUUUCCCGAAAGUUAACUAUGGAAAAUUGUUAAUAAAAUUAUUAAAACUUUUGUGGAGAUUAUUUCCUUUACUAUAUCAUUUUGAUAUGUUAGGAAUAAAGGUAAUGUACAUUUUAUACUCUAAAGUAAUCUGAAAAUUUCUAUCAAUAGUCUUGCACACGUUUUAUUCACGUGCUCAACAUAUACACAGAAAAUCAGGGCGAGUGAGAAUUAGGUCUGUGAAUAAGAAUUUUGUUCUCAAAUGUGUAAUACAUAAAGAAAUGGAAUUCACAAUAAG
This is a messenger RNA of Gryllus bimaculatus (two-spotted cricket), 1681 nucleotides long. NCBI's taxonomy places the organism in Eukaryota, Metazoa, Arthropoda, Insecta, Orthoptera, Gryllidae. The record is from the annotation of a GenBank genome assembly.